UCGCCCCGGGCCCCGCCCCCGGCCCCACGGGCGCGUGCCGCGGGCUCGGGGGGGCGCUCGCUCCGCGCCCCACGCGCGACGCCGCCCGCGGAGGUUUCCGCUGCGCCGCGCGGCCGCGGCACUUCCUGGCGUCCCGGAGCCCGCGCGGACUCGAGCCGCCGCCGCGACAGCCAUGAGCCCCCGGGGCUGCCUGAGCGCCACCAAGUAUUUCCUCUUCUUCUUCAACCUCUUCUUCUUCGUGCUGGGCAGCCUCCUCCUGGCCUUCGGCCUCUGGAUCCUCUUCGACCGGCAGAGCUUCACCGCCGCGCUGGGCUCGGCGCUCUUCGGCCUCCGCGCCUGGUCCUACGUCUUCUGCGGCGUCGGCACCGGCACCAUGGCGCUGGGCUUCCUCGGCUGCCUCGGCGCCCUCAAGGAGCUCAAGUGUCUGCUGGGGCUGUAUUUCGGGUUCCUGCUGCUGCUCUUCGCUGCCCAGAUCACGGUCGGGGUCAUCGUGUACACGCAGCGCGUCGCCCUGGGCGCCCGGGCGGCGGAGCUGGCGCAGGGGCUGAUCCAGGGGUACCCGGCGCAGGGGCCCCCCGGGGAGGCCCACGAGAGCUGGGACGCGCUGCAGCAGCAGCUGCGCUGCUGCGGCUGGGCCGGGCCCCAGGACUGGGCCCAGCGCCCGGCACCGCAGCCCAACGCCUCGGCCGAGGCCGCCGUCGCCGUCGCCUGCUCCUGCCUCAACGCCUCGGCACCCCGCGGCGCCCGCCCGGCCCCCCCCGCCCUGCCCCACGGCCUCUGCCCCGCCGCCCCCCAGGACGUCUACCCCCAGGGCUGCGCCGCGGGCGCCCGGGCCUGGCUCCACGAGAACCUCAUCACCAUCGUGGGCGUCUGCCUGGGCGUCGCCCUCAUGGAGCUCUGCCUCAUGAUGCUCUCGAUGUUCCUCUUCCGGAACAUGGAACCCGACUACGACAAGCUGCUGCGGUACCGCUAGAGCCGGGGGGGCCUCGGGGGGGCCUCGGGGGGCCCGGCCCCCGCCCUGGCCCUGCCCUGCCCUCCCCCCCCCCACCCCCGGGGCAGCGCCGCUUCCCCUUUUCUCCCCCUUUUGGACCCAAUUUGCAUUUGUAAAUAAAAGUGCUGACACCA
Dromaius novaehollandiae (emu) is the source of this 1125-nucleotide messenger RNA. It is a transcript of the gene CD37, whose product is annotated as CD37 molecule. The transcript has 9 exons. NCBI's taxonomy places the organism in Eukaryota, Metazoa, Chordata, Aves, Casuariiformes, Dromaiidae. The coding region runs from base 173 to 973 and encodes 266 amino acids. The record is from RefSeq and is a predicted model, not a curated record. Gene Ontology annotation, cellular component: plasma membrane.